GGAAAGAGAAACCAUCUGUUUAAUACCAGUCUCGGCUUUUCUUACAUUGCCCGUAAAUCAGCUUGAACAUAGGCAUACUUGUGGAUAGUCAUAGGCUAAAUGGAAAGAAUGAGCACAGAGCUGUACAAAGCAGCCGUGUCGGGCGAAGUUGCAGCACUGGAGGAGAUGAUGCAGACGCGGAAUAUUAACAUUCUCGCACUGGUUUCCCACAUAGGAGACACUGUUUUACAUAUAUCUGCCUGUCAUGGUCGUACGGACUUCAUAAAAAGGCUUCUUCGAUACGUCAGAGCGCAAUCAGAUGAAGAAGCAAACCAAGAGCAUAGUUUCCUGAGAGCUCAAAAUGAAGAGGGGAACAGCGCGUUGCACAAGGCUGUGAAAGGAGGAGAUGAUGACCAAAUCGUGAAAAUGUUAAUUGAAUAUGAUGCAGAGCUCGUAGGCAUUCGCAACAACAAAGGCGAGUCUCCCCUCUUCAUAGCAUCCGCAUAUGGCCGUUGCAAUGCACUCGAAAUGUUGUUUCCAAAGACAGAUUCUCAUUGCUACGCAAGAUUUGACGGCCAGACAUGUUUGCACCACGCCUUGUUCUAUAAGAAAGAAGAGGUAGCUAAGACACUGAUAAACAAAGCCCCUCAACUCUGCAAACUAGCGGAUUACUUUUUGGGGAGGACACCACUGCAUAUUGCAGCCUUACAUGGGUGUAGGAAGAGCAUUGUUCGUAAGCUGUUGCAUUGUGAUACUUCUGCUUCGUUUACAAAGGAUAAAAUCAAAAAACAGACUGCACUUCACUUAGCAGCACAACAUGGACAUACGGAUGUUGUGAGAUGCAUACUCAACUUUGCACAAGACUGUGGUGAUAUAAGAGAUGAAGACGGUAAAACUGCUCUACACUAUGCCGUUGAAAAUGCUAAAGUGGGUGUUGUAAGAUAUUUGGUGCGUUUCGGUAGGAUAAUUAAUAUAGCUGACAACAAUGGAUACACUGCCCUAGACAUAGCAAAUCAAAACUUCGAAGAAGAACCAUUGUCUCCCUACUUUGCAAUUUGGUGGUUCCUGAGCAGAAAGAAUGGGAUCGCAGGAGUGGAGGCGGCAAACCGGACAAGAGGAACGUCGAAUCCAUUCCCAAGUGAUAAAAAGUAUACGACAAAAAUCAACAGUCUUUCUGUAUGUGCCAUAUUGAUUGCAACGGUCACAUUUCAGGCGGCCUUCACCCUGCCAGCCCAUGAUCACAAGGAUAAAAGGGGUCUGUCCGCCGAUAUUUCUUUCCAAAGUUUUGUAAUCUUCGAUUGGCUGGCAUUUUGCUUUUCAAUGGCAGCAGCAAUCCUUCUAGCCUACGCAACCUUUUUCCGUCGCUAUCGGAGUUUGGCGGUUGGUGGAAGCGCAGCUAUCUUAUCAAUGGCCCUCUACAGCAUGAUGAUUUCAUUUUCCUUGGCCAUAUUUCUACAGCUGAGGAAAGAGUAUUAUAAGUUGGCAGUAUUCUUCUUUUGUGCAAUGUUUUUGUUGGCCCCCAUUGUCAUUAGUGUCAUACUUGCGGUGUUGCAUAAUGCCAUCGGUUUCCGAGUCUCCGAGUUCAUCCGACUAGGGCUUUGAGAAUAAUACGUUUCUUCUGUAGAUGUUCCAGUGGUCUGAAUGCAAAUUGAUCGUGAAUUUUUAUUUUU
Molecule: messenger RNA, 1649 nt
Organism: Cryptomeria japonica (Japanese cedar)
Lineage: Eukaryota; Viridiplantae; Streptophyta; Pinopsida; Cupressales; Cupressaceae
Exons: 3
Coding region: 100-1581 (493 amino acids)
Cellular component (GO): plasma membrane
Molecular function (GO): protein phosphatase regulator activity; protein phosphatase 1 binding
Source: RefSeq, a predicted model, not a curated record